This is a messenger RNA of Xenopus tropicalis (tropical clawed frog), 2182 nucleotides long. RefSeq names its product extended synaptotagmin-1-like. The coding region runs from base 923 to 1867 and encodes 314 amino acids. The transcript is spliced from 15 exons. The record is from RefSeq and is a predicted model, not a curated record. Lineage: Eukaryota; Metazoa; Chordata; Amphibia; Anura; Pipidae.
ACUGUUAGACUUGAUUUUUUUGUUUUUUUUAUUUAUAUCUUUUUCUGAUUAUGUCUGAUCAACAUAAAUCUUCUAGUAUAUAUUCAUUUUUAAAAUGCAUUCUGGUUUUGUUAUUUGGCUUUUUUGCAGGAUUCGCAGGCCUGAGAUUUGUGUAUAUUGCAGCAGGAAUACUGAUGUGGGUUUGGUAUUGCUACAAGAAGCAUAGUACCCAACCCUCACCAGUAAAGCCUCAGGACAAUGCAAAGGAACAGACUAAGGCCCCACAAAAAGUCCCAGACGAACAGUUUGAGAGGGUCAAGUCCCUGAAUGUGAUUGUGGAGAGUAUGUGGCCUUAUGUUACCAAAUAUGUGGAAAAGUUUCUUCGAUGGAGGAUUCAGCCCCUUAUACGGUCACGCUUCAGAUAUCUGACCAAUUUCCACUUCUUUGACAUUGAUUUUGGCAAGAAUGUUCCACAGGUCACUCAUAUGAGAGUCCAAUCAGAUCCAGAGAAUAAGCUUAUUAUUGUGGAUCUCCAAGUGAGGUAAAUAUUGUCUUGUUCCUAUACUGUGUAUAACUCUCUCUUUAAUAUUUCUUCCCUAGUCACUGACCAUUUGCUCCUAUUUAAUAGCUAUAAUGCAGCAGUAAAGGUGGAUGUCGGAUUCUCUGAUCAUGCUGUUAUAGCCGGAGUGAAUAGAAUAAAGGUGAGUUAUGCUGCAGCCUUCUACUGUAUGUGCCUAUAUUUUUAUUGAACAUAUAAUCAACCUUAUCUCUUUUCUCACAGCUUGAGGGAAUAUUAAAAAUAGUUCUUGCCCCACUGAUACCAGAUGUGCCCUUCACUGGAGCAGUGACCCUCUAUUUCCCUCAUCGACCGGUGUUGAAUUUACGCUGGACAGGAAUUACCAACCUUCUUAAUAUUCCUGGUCUUCAAACUUUGACAGAAAGAAUGAUUUUGGACCAAAUAGCAAAUUUCAUGGUUUCACCAAAAUACUACACCCAGCCCUUGGUAGCCAACUUUAAUAUAAUGGAACUGCCCUUCGCAGAGCCCAGGAACGCACUUCGUAUCCAUGUGUUAGGAGCCAGGAAUCUUGUUGCCAAUGACUUUUUCUCAAAGAAGUCAGACCCUUAUGUUAUUGUUCGUGGAGGUGGUACAAUUGUAAAAACAAGGGUGAUAUCUAAGAACCUGAACCCACAGUGGAACCAGACCUUUGAGAUAUUAUUCUCAGUCUUACCAAUGCAGGAGAUUGAAUUUGAGGUUUUGGACAAAGAUGUGGACAGAGAUCAUCCACUGGGCAGCUGUAAAAUUGCUGUUUCCCAUGUCCUAAAGAAGAAAUGCCUUGAUAAGUGGCUCCGUUUGGAGAAUGUGGAGUCUGGGGAGCUCCAUAUCAAGGUGGAAACUCUCAGACUUCUUUCAGACUCUGCCAGACUGAAGAAGGUGUUAAAGCUGAACAAAACAUUGAAAUCCCCCAAGAACGAGGAGUUAUCAUCAGUUGUUCUCUACACUUAUAUCGAAAGAGCCAGCUGUCUGCCAGUAAUAAAGCCGAAGAAAAGCAAAUUGAACCCACUGGCCACAGUGGACGUUGUUGUCGGAGAUACGGUAAAGAGGACUGGGGCCCAAAUAAAUACUGGAGAGCCAGAGUGGAAGGAGAGAUUACAAUUCCUAUUAAAGAACCCACUGCAUGAGAAAGUGAAGCUAAUGGCAAGAAAUCAGCGCAAUCUGCUUCUGGGAAGUUUCUCUGUGCCCCUGUCUAACCUCAUCGCUGCUAAGGACAUGACCAUGGAGGGCUGGUUCCCUCUUGAGUCCAAAGAAAAGAACAGCAAGAUUAAGCUGAAGCUGCAGCUGAGGAUUUUGGCCCCUCGCACUUUUCGUGUGAAGCCACAGCAACAGUAAGAAGUUAGAACCUAAACCCACCAGAAGAAGCCCAGGGUUCAAUCGUCCCAAAGGAAAAGCAAGUCAAGUUAUCCAAGUCAAAUCCUGGCCCAAAGUCUCCAAGCUCUGAUGCCAGAAUUUGCUGCUACUUUUGGCAAGAAUUAAGAUCGUUAUAACAUGACAAGGCAAACUUUGCUAAGCUUCUCAGAACUUACAGCGGCCUGUUAGGUGUUUGCAUUGUUAAAAACCUGGCAAAGACGUUUGGCCUCGGAUUACAUGAAGGAGGAGGAAGAGGAGGAUUAAAUAGGAGGAAGGAAGAUUAAUAAGAAGGAGGAA